Messenger RNA from Gymnodraco acuticeps, 702 nucleotides. RefSeq names its product 110 kDa antigen-like. The transcript has a single exon. The record is from RefSeq and is a predicted model, not a curated record. The annotation marks the transcript as partial. Lineage: Eukaryota; Metazoa; Chordata; Actinopteri; Perciformes; Bathydraconidae.
ACCGAAGAGACCGAAGAGACCGACGAGACCGACGAGACCGAAGAGACCGAAGAGACCGACGAGACCGACGAGACCGAAGAGACCGAAGAGACCGACGAGACCGACGAGACCGACGAGACCGAAGAGACCGAAGAGACCGAAGAGAUCGACGAGACCGACGAGCCCGACGAGACCGAAGAGACCGACGAGACCGAAGAGAUCGACGAGACCGACGAGACCAAAGAGAUCGACGAGACCGACGAGACCAAAGAGACCGAAGAGAUCGACGAGACCGAAGAGACCGAAGAGACCGAAGAGACCGAAGAGGUCGACGAGACCGAAGAGACCGAAGAGACCGACGAGACCGAAGAGAUCGACGAGACCGAAGAGACCGAAGAGACCGACGAGACCGAAGAGGUCGACGAGACCGAAGAGACCGAAGAGACCGAAGAGACCGAAGAGACCGAAGAGGUCGACGAGACCGAAGAGGUCGACGAGACCGAAGAGACCGAAGAGACCGACGAGACCGAAGAGACCGAAGAGACCGAAGAGACCGAAGAGGUCGACGAGACCGAAGAGGUCGACGAGACCGAAGAGACCGAAGAGGUCGACGAGACCGAAGAGGUCGACGAGACCGAAGAGACCGAAGAGACCGACGAGACCGAAGAGACCGAAGAGACCUUAACUCACUGUAACAUCUUGGAAAAUAAGAACAGCAGAUAA